GUAGGGUAGGGCAGGGCAGGGCAGGGGCUGGAGGAAGGGAUGUUUAUGGUUCCCGCUGGAGGGAACUGGAAAAGGAGAUUUCAAGUGGACCUCCUUUACCCCUAGUCCUUCUUUCCCGGAGGUGGGGAGGAUCUAGAGAAAGAUAAGAUAAGAAUAAGAUAAGAUAAGAAAGAAAGAUAGCUGUAGGAGUAGGGAAAAAAACCGUAGAAACACAACAGAUCAAGGGAGAAGGCGACACUGAAAGGGCUGGCAGGAGGUGGAGCCGAAGGAAAGAUGUGGAGCCAGAAAUACAAACCGAAGGAAAAGAAAUGGAAAUGAAGACAGAAGAGAGGAAGGAGAGGCGGCGAGGGGGCUCAGCAGAGAGAUCAAGCGCUGGAUCUGGAGUUCAGACUUGGCCUCAAGGACAUAACGGUUAACCACAAGAAUUUAUUUAGCGCUUUAAGGGAAGGCUCGUCGUCUGAAGCAGGCCAAGGAAGAAGCUCAGAUGGAGGUAGAGCAAUACCGUAGGGAACGGGAACAGGAAUUCCAGAGCAAACAGCAAGCGGCUAUGGGCUCCCAGGGAAACUUGUCAGCUGAGGUGGAGCAGGCAACACGUCGACAGGUACAGGGCAUGCAGAGCUCUCAGCAGCGCAGUCGUGAGCGUGUCUUGGCUCAUCUCCUGGGCCUGGUCUGUGACAUCAAGCCCUACAUUCAUCCCAACUACCGGAUUGCUGCCUAGGAAUUAUGUAACAGUCACAACGCCCCCCCCCCCCUUCCCAGAACCUCAUACCUUGUCUUCCAGCCAUAUCCCAUUUUACCCAUCAUUUCCCCAGAAACUCAAGGAGUCAUCCUAUAACUCUUCCAUAUGGAACCCUAAAUCUUCUUUAGCUCCAUAACUCCUACCAGGACCUUUUGAGUUUCCUGAGAAUGAUGCCUCCUUUUCACAGAAUCUGAAUUUACCCUGCAGUGAUCUUAAAACCUGGACCUUGACAGCCUGCCUUAAGAUACUUUAAUAGUGUCUGUGUAACCCGCAAGGCAAGUUAUUUAAUUUCUUCAUCUAUAAAAUGGAGACAAAAAUAGUACCUACUUAACAAGUUUUCUAGUGAGGAUCAAAAGAGAUAUGUGCAAAAUGCUUUGCAAACCUUAUAAAGUACUAAAGGCUACAUAUCAGUUAUUAAUAAAAUAUUUCCCAGAUAAGUAAAAAUCUCUCCCCAAUUGGUUUCAAUUAAGUAAUCCUAAUAACUUUAUUCAAAUGACUAUCCUUCACAUGUCUGGGUUUCUUCCUGUGACCAAUGAUGAAACUAGCUGACCUCCAUGGUUCCAUUGAUCUUACUAUGGCUCCAAAGGUUUCUAUUUCCUCCUUACUUUUUAUUUAUCUCCUUUACUUCUCCAUUUUCUUUCGUUUUUCUCCUAUCCCUCAAAAUUUCUUGGAAGAGACCUAUUUGGCUCCUACUAUUGCCUAUCUUAACUAUAGAGGAACAUCUUAUAUUUCAUGUGCUGUUAUGGGAAUAUCCUCCAUCCUUUUCCAUUUUCCUUCUCUCACACUUCAAUUUCCUAUUGGGUUCUACUCAACUGUUAAAAGAAACCAAUGUAAAUGUCAAUAAAAUAAGGUCUGAAAAACUUGUAAGAG
Molecule: messenger RNA, 1609 nt
Organism: Gracilinanus agilis (Agile Gracile Mouse Opossum)
Lineage: Eukaryota; Metazoa; Chordata; Mammalia; Didelphimorphia; Didelphidae
Gene: ATP6V1G2
Product: ATPase H+ transporting V1 subunit G2
Exons: 3
Coding region: 485-718 (77 amino acids)
Biological process (GO): proton transmembrane transport
Cellular component (GO): vacuolar proton-transporting V-type ATPase complex
Molecular function (GO): proton-transporting ATPase activity, rotational mechanism
Source: RefSeq, a predicted model, not a curated record